Messenger RNA from Pistacia vera, 1173 nucleotides. RefSeq lists its product as uncharacterized. NCBI's taxonomy places the organism in Eukaryota, Viridiplantae, Streptophyta, Magnoliopsida, Sapindales, Anacardiaceae. The transcript has 4 exons. The record is from RefSeq and is a predicted model, not a curated record. The coding region runs from base 1 to 1173 and encodes 390 amino acids. Gene Ontology annotation, molecular function: protein binding.
AUGGAAAGAGAGAAUAAUAGAAGAUCCAAUCAGGCAAGAAGGGUCCACUGUAAGAGAUCAUCAGCAUGGGCUGAUCUUCCACUAGAACUUCUUGAGAUUAUUUCUAGAAGUCUGAAUAUAGUAGACUAUCAAAACCUUGGUCGAGUUUGCAGAAGCUGGAGAUUAUUUUAUUCAGAAUUUAAGCAGAGUUUUCUGACAUCUCAUUCACCACUUAUUGUUUAUGCAUCAACACGAGCUAAGAAGUAUUGUUAUUUCUUUGACAUAACUACUCGAAUGAAAUACAAGACUAAGCUGCCUCGAUAUAUUAGCAAUUUCAAAUUCUGUCUUGGUGUUUCAAGUGGAUACUUAAUCAUGCUCUGUCUCAAGACAAACAAUGUUUCAAGGGAUUAUUUAUGGGUUAUAAAUCCUUUUACGGGACAUCAAAUCCAAUUCCCUUGUGUGCCCUGGCCUCAUUGUAUUAAGGAUUAUCAUGACUCUUGCAUCUCCCGUAGCAUCUUUGCUUCCUUUGGUUCACAGGGUCAAGAUUUUCUUAUUAUGAUUCUUUCCAAGUAUGUCUCAAGCUUGCAUUUCUGUACUUCUAGAGAUAACAAGUGGAAAGUAUAUCAUUAUGUUAAAAAGGGUUGGCGUAUAUUGGAUAUAGUUGUUUUUUAUGGUAGGAUAUAUGUUCUAGACAGUAAUUCUCAGAUUGGGAUAUUCAACCUAAGAUCUUGUGAUUUGAGGUUUUUGGAACUAAAAUUUUCACCUCGUUUCGGCAGUUAUUUUGAUGAGUGGAUUAGGUUGGUGGCUUCAAAUGAUCAGCUGUUUGUAGUUGAUUCUCCUAAAGUUUACAGAAUAGACUUGUCAAGGAUGGAAUGGGUAAAGGUGUAUAAUUCAGGUGAUCAAGCUUUGUUUCUUGGCCAUGGUGACGUGAUGUGUUCCAAGGAGCCACGGGAAACUAUUACUGUUGAUUUGCCACAGCAAGGGGGUGGGAAAGUUUCUUAUCUUUUCUGUGCACCUAGAAUGGAAAAAUUAAUUUUCAAAACUGAAACAGAAGAUUUCGGGGCAGUGAAUGUAUCAGCAAUGUUGUUAAUUCUUGCUGAGGACAUCAGCGCCAAUUCUCUUCCACGCCCUUUCCUGGGAUCUUCUGAUUUUAGGCUUUUGGAAUUGAAUUUUGCACCUCGUUUUGACUGGUAG